Molecule: messenger RNA, 3359 nt
Organism: Balaenoptera acutorostrata (minke whale)
Lineage: Eukaryota; Metazoa; Chordata; Mammalia; Artiodactyla; Balaenopteridae
Gene: SCAMP2
Product: secretory carrier membrane protein 2
Exons: 8
Coding region: 114-932 (272 amino acids)
Biological process (GO): protein transport
Cellular component (GO): recycling endosome membrane; trans-Golgi network membrane
Source: RefSeq, a predicted model, not a curated record
CAGAACGGCUGCCUCGCUCCCGGAAGUGGAGGGUCUACACGCAGAGUGCCGCUGGGUCUGGGUGCCCGAAGGCAGAAGCGCUCUCGGACCUUCCCCGUCGGUCCCCGACCGCCAUGUCGUCUUUCGACACCAACCCCUUCGCGGACCCAGUGGACGUAAACCCCUUCCAGGAUCCCUCUGUGACCCAGCUGACCAGUGCGCCACAAGGAGGCCUGGCUGAAUUCAACCCCUUCUCCGAGACAAAUGCAGCGACAACGGUUCCUGUCACACAGCUCCCUGGGCCCUCGCAGCCGGCAGUUCUCCAGCCCUCAGUGGAGCCAACACAGCCAACCCCCCAGGCUGUGGCCUCUGCAGCCCAGGCGAGCCUCCUCCGGCAGCAGGAAGAACUGGACAGGAAAGCAGCUGAGCUGGAACGCAAGGAGCGGGAGCUGCAGAACACUGUGGCCAGCUUACACAUGAGAGAGAACAACUGGCCGCCCCUGCCCAUGUGGUGCCCUGUCAAGCCCUGCUUCUAUCAGGAUUUCUCCACAGAGAUCCCUGCCGACUACCAGCGGAUAUGCAAGAUGCUCUACUAUCUCUGGAUGUUGCAUUCAGUGACUCUGUUUCUGAACCUGCUUGCCUGCCUGGCCUGGUUCUUAGUCGACACCUCCAGGGGAGUAGACUUUGGCCUCUCGAUCUUGUGGUUUGUGAUCUUCACCCCCUGUGCCUUCCUUUGUUGGUACCGACCCAUCUACAAGGCUUUUAGGUCCGACAACUCUUUCAGCUUCUUCGUGUUCUUCUUUGUAUUUUUUUGUCAAAUAGGGAUCUACAUCAUCCAGUUGGUCGGCAUCCCUAGCUUGGGGGACAGAGGCCCUGUCAUCUCAGGAGAUGGAGCCCUUGCCCCUCGUGGAUCGGCUCCUUCUGGCUGCUCUCCUUGCGCACAGCUGGCUUGAGUGCCCUGGCUACUGCAGUCUUCAGCUCAGAAUUAGUCUCAGAAAGAAAAGCCGAUGGCUGAUGUGUUCCUUUCUGCUCCAGUGCACAGGGAACAUUACAGAAAGGUCAGGCUGGCACUUGGCUGAAAGCCUGAGCCUGGAAGGGCUGUACUAUUUUGGUCCCCUCCCUCCAGUGGAGCUGGCAAGUCCAGAGUGGUGGGGAGGGGUGACUCAGCUCGCACUAGGAGCAAGUGCACGCUGCCCUCCCCCCACCCCUCUUCCUUCUCACCUUGCUGUUUCUAAUCUGGCCCCUUUUCUCUUUGACUGGUGACCCAGUUUCAUUACUCAUUACCCUAAGUGAGGUCCUGGUAAAAGGCUGUGAUUUAUAACUGCUGUUUAUACCCCGGACUGGGAGCCAGAAGGCUUGAGUUCUGGUCCUGGCUCAGCCCCUCACUGCCCUGCCUGGAUGAGCUCUGCAGCCUCCAGCCUCCCAGUGCCUUUCUCAUCUCACCUCAGAAUCCCCCCGAUUGGGUGGAUAUAAUCCCCCCUCCCUUUUUUGUUAUUGAUUGUAAAAUACACAUAACAUAAAAUUUAUCAUUUUAUUUACCACUUAAACCAUUUUAAAAUGUACAAUUCAGUGGCAUUUAGUACAUUCACAGUGUUUUGCAGACAUCACCACUGUCUAGUUUCAGAACAUUUGUUUCACCCCAUAAGGGAACUCCAUGCCCAUUAAGCAGUCAUUCCUCAUUCCCUCGUUCCCUUGUUCCCUGAGCCCCUGGCAACCAUUGAACUGCUUUCUGUCUCUCUGGAUUUGCCUAUUCUGAACAUCUCAUAUAAACGGAAUCAUACAACAUGUGGCUUUUUUGUGCCUGGCUUCUUUCACUUAGCAUAAUGUUUUCAAGGUUCAUGUUAUUACUUCAUUCCAUUUUAUGGCUAAAUAAUGUUCCAUUGUUUUUGGAGAUACUGCAUUUUGUUUAUCCACUCAUCGCUUGAUAAACAUUUGGGUUUCCACCUUUUUGCUGUUGUGAAUAGUGCUGCUGUGAACAUUUGUGUACAGGUUUUUGAGUACCUGUUUUCAGUUCUUUUGGGUGUGUAUCCGGGGGUGGAAUUGCUGGGUCAUAUGGUAAUUCUGUGUGUAAUUUAUUGAGGAACUGCCAAACUGUUUCCCGCAGAGGCUGAACCAUUUUCAUGUUCCCAAUAGCAAUGUAUGAGAGUUCUGGCCCCUCCAUAUCCUCACCAGCACUUGUUAUUUUCCUCUUUUUUUUCCUUUUUUCUAUUAUAGCCAAUCGAGAAGUGUGGUAAUUCAUUGUGGUUUUGAUUGCUGUUUCCUGAAUGAUUGUGAUGUUGGCCAUCUUUUAUAUGCUUGUUUGGCCAUUUGUAUAUUUUCUUUGGAGAAAUGUCUAUUCAUAUCGUUUGCUAAUUUAGUAAUUGGGUUGUCUAUUGUUGAGUUCUUUAUAUAUUCAGCAUUGUAGCUGCUUAUCAGAUAUAAAUUUUUUCCUUUCUGUGUGUUUUUCACUCUUGAUAGUAUCCUUUGAUGUACAAAGGUUUUAAAUUUUGAUGAAAUCCAAUAGUUUAGUUAUUAUUAGGUUUGAGUUAAUUUUUGUAUGUGGUCGAAGUAGGGUCCCCCUUCAUUGUUUUGCAUGUGGAUAUCCAGUUGUCCCUGCACCAUUUGUUGAAGAGGCCAUUUUUUCCCCAUUCAGUGGUCUUGGCACACUUGUCAAAAAUCAGUUGACGAUUGGGAUUUCCCUGGCAGUCCAGUGGUUGGGACUCCACGCUUCCGGGGAACUAAGAUCUCACAUGCCACGCGGCCAAAAAAAAAAAAUCAGUUGACGAUAAUACAUAGGUUUGUUUCUGGACUCUCAAUUCUAUUCCAUUGAUCUAUACAUCUGUCCUGAUGCCAGUACCAUACUGUCUUGACAGCUAUAGCUUUGUAGUAAGUUUUUAAAUCAGAAAAUGUGAGGACAUCCCCUUUAUAGAUGAGGACACUGGGGCUCAGGAAGGAGACAUGACUGGCUGGAGGCAGAGGGGCUGUCCCUGAGCUGCAGUGGGAGGAGCUGAGGUGAGGGGAUGAAUGUAGCGGGUUGGCCAGUGGUCCUCCUUCCCAGAGGGAGGGCCCUCAGGAGUGAGCAGACAGGCUCUCCAUGUCCCCCUAACCCCCAGAGCAGCAGGAAAAGGCUCCACCAGGGCUAUUCCUGACUGUGAAGGCAGCAGCCGCAUCCUCCCUUCCAGACCUCACAUGGCCCAAAGAUUCCCAGUGGGCAGUGUGGGGCCUGAUGGCCUUCACAGAGGCCUGGCCUCUCACAGGCCAAGGGUUUCUGGCCCACAGGGCUCUGUGCUGCAGGGAGAUGCCUGGGCAGUGUUCAGCACACAGUGGCCAUUUGGAGAAGAGCCCCUCACGGGGAGCUCUGGGGCCCAAUCCCACUACACCCCCUCCGGCCUCUUCCUCCC